CUCGCAGUUCCUCGUACGUUGGGGCCCGGCCGUCCAACGUCGCAAUCUCUUCUUGCAAUCUGGCCCAAAUCCUUGGGUUCUUUGCUAGCAUGAAAAACAUGUUGCUCAGAAGCGAGGCGGUCGUAUCACGGCCUGCCAGCAGGACAUUCAUGAGCUCGUCCCGGAUUCGAGUUCGGUCACUGGUUUGCUGCGCCAGGCCGUUCAGGAACAGAUACCUUCGGCUCUCUUCCUCGUCGGCGCCUUUCUCCUCGUCGUGUUUCUCUCGUACUCUCAUGGCCUUGUCGACGAACUGCUCAACCAUCUUGUGGCAAAUCUGGUUGGCCUCCUUCGCUUUCUGAUCACGAUUCAGAAACAUUAGUGGGCCAAAGCGAGAGUUUGUGACGAUGUUCUCCAGCGAGUAGUUGAAAGCCUCCGAGAAGUCAGGCUCAGUAUCUACCACUUGGGACAGGCGCUUCUUAAGACUGUGAACGUUGUGGCCGAAGAGAAACUCGGUAGCAGAGUCGAUGGUAAAGCCGAAGAAUAGUUCCUGGAGAUCAACAGUACUGCCGUCCGUGGGAAUGAGGGCGAACAGGUCCGCCAUUAAUUCCUCAAAAAUAUCAAGAUGAGCGACCUGUUCCUUGAUAAAGUUGGGCCGGAUCAUGUGGCGCGAGCGAGCCCAGUCCUCUCCGUCCGAUGUAAAGAUACCGUGACCCAGAAGCGAGCCAAAGACUUGGAGCCUGUCUCCCAUGCUGUAGUCGUUGAAUUUGAGAGACAGAAUAGUCUUGACGUUCUCGGGCUCCCGUGUUAGAAUGAUUGGAUCCGUGAUCCGCUGUGCCCUGAAUGUAUUGCCAUAUUCUUCAUAGCGUCGGACAUUGGUUUCGAGGAUCUUCCGCUCCUUGGCUGUCUUGAGGUUGAGCCAAAGUCUGUCGAGCGCGAAGAAGGGAUCAUAUUUCGGAAGAGCGGGGAUCGGUCCGCAUCCAUGUUGUUUAGCAAGCCGGUACCGACGCCAUUUCUGAUGAAUGGAAUUGAGAAAGUAGAACAAGAGGAAGACAGCUCCCGUGUAUAACGCGAUGGAACCGCGGACGGUCUCGGGAGGGUUGAAAAGGUCAAGAAGAGCCAUGGCGGUACAGGGUUAAACUCGAGGACAUGACGAGCCCAGCUGGAGGGUAAGCAGUCUUUAUCAGUCAAGAGCCAAGAACUGGAAAGGGGUGACAGCCUUCAGGUGUGGGGGAGGCUGACGUGCCUCAAGCGCGAUAUGAACUUCUGCGAAGGUUUUGGCGCGUUGAGCUGCUCUGACUGAUUGCCAGUGGGUACUGUAUUAGCAUAUCAGCAUAUCCACACAGGGAGCUUGGAUUGGAUGGCCCGUAAAAGAAGAGGAAUCAGCAGGGUAUGAGUGGCUCACUCGCAUGUUGGGAGUGGGGAUUUCAGAGAUCCAACCGAGGCUGAGCCCAAGUCCAGGCUUCAGCCACUUGACGGUGACUUCAGGCCCGCUGGAUUUUCCAGGGCUGAAUCGCUGUCUCGCCUGAGCCUAAGGAUUCCGCUGGCUUCGUCUUUUUCGAGUGUCGAAGGCAUCCCUUGCAGGUUUCUUGUCUGGGACGGCAGCUGAGAGCUCAUUCCAAGUUGCACACGCGUUUGCAAUGACAUCAGAAUGUGAAGAAUGUCUGGGUUCACGUGCUUUGGGCGAAAUUGCGGACUCCGGAUAGUUUUUGCUCCGACUCCGACCCCGAGUCCACCACAACACACACCCCGUCUCGCAAGCCAUCCCUCAUCCAGAAACUGGUCAUUUGGACCCGAAAGCGUCAUCUCUGGACCGAGACGCAUACGGAUACGCCGGAUGUCAAAGCUACAAAGCCAAUAAUGUCCGCCUUAUGAUGCCCUGUCACUAUCCUGAGGCAACCACGGACUCGGGAGGAGUUGGGGUCAACUUUGAGCUGAAACAAGUCGAGAAUUAUGUCAGCGCUAACGUUCGACCAAAGCCAAGGCGAUUCAUGUUUAGCCUUGUGGGGAAGGGAAAUAGGACGCCUCCAUUUCCCGCGGGAUAUUCAGCGACUUGGGCGGGGAGGGGCUCAGCAGCUCUCGACGGAAAGCAGGGACACUGACAGUCCUGGCCUCAACUCUUAUCUGAUCUCAAACUAAACUGAGGUUGUUCGCUGCAACCAAGGGUUUCCCCGCAAACCGGAGAAUUUCCGACCCCGCCAUGGGGCGACCCAGGUCGGCGCUUUUGCCGAUUAUUCGCCCAUAAAGUCGGUGAUACCGCCGGGUUUGCGGGACACAAGGAUCUGGUUGCACAGGAUGAGCAGUAACAAGCGCGCAAGGUCCAGUGACGAUGCCACAAAGCCACGGCUGACUCGGGCUUGUGCCGAGUGCAAGAAGCACAAGAUCAAAUGCUUUGUGCAGCCCGGUCAGAUAGCAUGUAACAAGUGCAUUAAAAGUGGCGUUCAAUGCGUCCCUCACAAUUUCGCUCAGAAAUUCAUCGAUGACGAUACUGCAUGGAAAGCGCAAGCUGCAGCCAAGAUUGAUCGCCUUAAAGACGCCGUCGAGUACCUCUUGCGCCACAAUAACCUGCCGGGUCUGGCAACCGCAGAGGACCAAUUGGAUCAUGAACGGUCAAUGCAGACGUUGUCCCCGUUGAGUGCUGCUCCCUCGGAGUCUGUCGGCGGGAACUUUACCCCCGAAGGCCCGUCGGUUGGCCUUCGCGGGCAAGAUGAUUCGGAUCUGGUGCCGCUUCCGAUGAACAAUCUCUAUAGUCUCACCGAUCCGAACAACUCCCAACUGAUUCGCGUCGACCCUGCCGACGUCAACGGGCCCGACUUCAUCAGUCAAGGUGUCCUUCCAAUACCCGAGGCCGAGUUUCUUUUCGAUCACUACCGACGACACAUCAACCCACUGCUGUGGGACGGCAUGUUGUGCCCGCACAAAUCUCUCCGCGAGGCUCGGGAGUCGUCGUCCCUGCUAGUAUCCGUGGUGCUGACUGUAGCCGCUCUGCACAUCCCCAAUAAAGAGCAGUCCCUUCAUGCCACAUAUGGCGCCUUUAUAUCACUGAUGAGGGGCUCGUGCUUGUUGCGCUGCCAGAACCUGGAUGUGAUACGUGCUCUGUGCAUCGGCGCAUUCUACCUCACAAGCCUGAGUUGGGCCCUCUGCAGCCGCGCCGUGCGAGUGGCUACCGAAAUGAACCUCCACAAGUCGUCUCUGCAGUUCGCGCGAGGGUCCCUCGAGUCCUAUGAGCGCGUACGCCUCUGGUAUGUGCUGUAUGUUUGCGAUCACCAGUUCGCGCUGGCCUACGGUCGCCCACCCAUGAUGCAUGAAGAUGCGGCCAUCCGGAACGCCGAGAAGCUUUUGACAAGCGGGCUGUCCUCGAAAGGAGACCACGGCCUUGUCACGCAGGUGAAGCUGUUCCGAAUUCUGGCAAGCGGCUACUUCAUGCAUGGCUGUGACCCUGAUCUUGAGCUCAGCGGACAAGACUUUGAGAGGUUGAAAGAAUUUGACAUCUCGGUCGAUCAAUGGCGUCUCGAGCAUCAACCCAAGGAAACUGGGUCUAUAAGGGACAGCAUGAUCCCACCAGCGGCAAAUGCCCUCUAUUACCACCUAGCCCGCUUUCAACUCAAUUCGGUAGCACUCCGUGGAGUCUCCGCCUCUUCCAAAGGCCAGGACAAUGCCGCCGCCACUACCACCACACCAAGCAUCGAUAUGAACUGGGAAAGACAGGAAGCCUCCAACAUCGCCAUCAUGACCGCCAUGAGCACUGCCAAACUGAUCGCAGACGACAGCGGCCUUCAGAGAGCCCUCAUUGGCCUGCCAAUUUUUGUGCACGCCAUGAUCGCAGUGUGUGCAUCGUUCCUCCUCAAGAUGGCCGUCGUAUUCGGCAAGUCCGAUCCCGGUAGUGAUGGCACCACGCUCCAUCUUCCCAAGGACCUCGCACGAUACGGCUUGAACUUUCACACAAGGACCGCGUUAACGAACGUGGAGCGCCUGGUCCGCGUCCUAUCCCAGGUCGCAGACAAUGCUAGCCAGCGGCACGUCGUGAGACAGGUUGUGACGGGGUUAGGAGAAUUGCUUCAGCGGUUUUCAGCAGGCGGAGACCCCGACGAUCUCCUAUACUCGCUACCACGAAGCAAGGAAACUUUCUAUAUAGCCGAGGCAGCACUAGUUCAACGACCGAGUGGGAUAACCGACCAAACAUAUCAGGUGAUUCCAGACAGCGAAGGUGUAAUGGAAGCAGCUCAAGUUGACAACAGUAACAACAACGCUACCCGCCAACAGCAAGAUCCCUUUGAUCUUACGGGUGACCUGGAUUGGCGCUUUGACGAUGGGUUUCUUUUUGGGAUUGAGAUUAUUGAUUCCGAGCUGCCAUUUCUGUAGACUUACCAAUUAUCAAUAUGUGGCCCCUGUCUUUGAAUAUUCCCUAGCGAACAAUGGCUACGAUUUGACUGAGAGCAUGAAACCUGUAUGUUCACUGAAGAUGCUGUAUUGGAACCCUGCUCUGGCCUCCCUCAAUAUACCAUCAUUGGGAAAUCACUGACUAUCGCAGCUUGCCGAUUGUAUUAAACUGACUCUCUUGCCUCAUACCUUUUUACGCCCAACAAUCGGCGUACGAGCUUGCGAUCACAUCCGCCAGCGGCCCACACAAUUUAAGCCUUCAGGUCCCCCUCCUGCGCCUCCCUUCUCGCCCUCAACUCGUCAGCCAUAACUGUCGCGUGGUCCGCCCUCUGCACGGGAUAUUUAUUAAAGAAGUACGCAAAAACUGCCGUACAGAUACAAAGCACACCCAGCCAAG
Aspergillus calidoustus is the source of this 4753-nucleotide messenger RNA. Lineage: Eukaryota; Fungi; Ascomycota; Eurotiomycetes; Eurotiales; Aspergillaceae. The record is from the annotation of a GenBank genome assembly.